UGUAAUGGAGAUUGUUCUUGCUUGGUUAAAAAACACAUUUUUACAUCAACUGCGACAAAACCCUUUGGAUCUGACCCAUCCAAAUUUUUUGUUUUCAUGAAUUGAAUCUUGCUAGCACACAGCAACAACUAUGCCAGAACAAACACACAGCGAUGAGAGAGAAAGAGAGAGUAGUGUAGUGGAGCACUCGCAUACACACACAACACGUAGUGGGCACUUUUUACAGUGUAAAAUUCGAAGCUUGCAUUGUGUACACACUCCUUCUCUAGCAAGUUUUGAGAGUUUAAAGUGAAUUACUGAGCCCACCUACCAAAUUCCCACUUCUCUCUCUCUCUCUCUAAAGACUCAUCUGUUGAUGCUAUUGACCACUGCCCUUGAGAAGCUGGCCAUUGCUUUACUCUUGUCACUUUCAUUUUUCUUGCUCAUAUUAAAUACCACGCUACAUUGUCGCAUCAGCCUCUUUAUUGCAGUUUUUCUUGAUUCUUGGGCAAAGAAAAGGGGUUCAGUUCUUUCUCUCAUUUAUAAAUAAUCGAGGGUUUAUUUUAAUUUUGUGGGCUUAUUGCUGUCACGAUGCUGCAAUUAGACUUCUGCUCGACUCAAUGAUAGUAGUAUCAUUCUCACUUCUUGAGAUGUAGGCCCCUUUCACUCUCAUGCAAAUGUAGAGCACUUUCUUGAUUUCUUUCACUUUUUCUUUGGGGUUAGUUGAAAAGUAGGAGUUGGAAUUGUUUAUUGGUUGUCAAUUCAAGUUGUUGGAAUGACUGCAAUUUCUGCUAUAAUGUGCUGUGCUUUUAGUUUUAAAUUUCAUUACCUGUUGCUCACAUUCUUGAUUUUUUUGCCAUUUUUUUAGUGAAAGCUGUGAUCUUGCUCAUUCCCAUCUCUCAAUUUUCUACAUUCAUACUUGGGCUGUCAUCAUAGUUUCAACACCAAUAAUGCAGCUCAUUUAUUUUGUGUUAUUACUUCUAGUAGACUUAGCAGUAGGAGAAUCAGAGGUUGAUGCACUUUUAGAACUCAAAAAGGGAAUUCAGACAGAAACCUUAACAAAAGAUUUUGUUUCUUGGGAUUCCAACUCAUUGGAAUCAGAUGGUUGCCCCAAGAACUGGUAUGGCAUCACCUGUAGCAAUGGCCAUGUCACUUCAAUAUCACUCAAUCAAUUAGGCCUAGCCGGAGAAUUCAGUUUUCCGGCCAUUUCCCGUCUCCAAAUGCUCCAAAACUUAUCACUAUCCAACAAUCACUUCACCGGCACUCUAACAAGAGAUAUUGGUGUGCUCGAAUCCCUACAGAAUUUGGAUCUUUCCAGCAAUCUGUUUGCUGGUUCAGUCCCUCAUCAGUUGACAAGUUUAACUAACUUGGCACUUGUUAAUAUCUCAUUGAACAGAAUGGGAGGGGAAAUCCCCUCUGGUUUUGCUAAUCUGAGGCAGCUCAAGUACUUAGAUUUCCAUUCAAAUGGCUUUGUGGGAGAUGUGAUGAGCCUUUUGGGCCAGUUAGGAGGUGUGGUGUAUGUUGAUCUCAGCUGCAACAGUUUCUCGGGGCCGUUGGAUUUGGGAACUGCUGAUCCCGAUUUUAUGUCAUCGGUUAGCCACCUGAAUGUUAGUUCUAAUAACUUGACAGGGGAGCUGUUCUUCCCUCAUGAUGGGAUACCAUACUUGGACAGCCUAGAGGUUUUUGAUGCCAGUGAUAAUAAUCAUAUAACCGGAAAUGUACCUUCUUUCAGCCUUGUAGUCUCCCUCCGAGUUCUCAAACUUCGAGGCAACCAGUUGUCGGGAUCAUUGCCUGAGGGCCUCUUGCAAGAGAGCUCAAUGGUCUUGUCUGAGUUGGACCUUAGCCAUAAUCAGCUUGAAGGUCCUAUUGAUAGUAUAAGUUCUCUGAAUCUGAGAUAUCUAAACCUAUCCUCUAAUAGGCUUUCUGGCCCCCUGCCUUUGAGGAUAGCACAUUGUGCUAUCAUAGAUCUCAGUAACAAUAUGUUCUCGGGUAACUUCUCAAGAGUUGAGAGCUGGGGAAACUAUGUCGAAGUUAUAGACUUAAGCUCCAAUCACCUCACCGGUGCCUUUCCAGAUCAAACGUCUCAGUUCUUGAGGCUCACUUCAUUCAGAAUUUCCAACAACUCAUUAGAAGGUGUUCUUCCACCCGUACUCGCCACAUAUCCAGAGCUGCGAGUGGUUGAUUUUAGCCUCAACACGUUGAGUGGUUCUCUUCCUAGCUUGUUUAACUCCACCAAACUGGUUGACAUCAACCUGUCCUGGAACAAUUUUUCUGGGACGGUACCUACAGAUGCACUGACCCCACAAAAUUACAGUCUGCUAUCUCUCAAUCUGUCUCAUAAUUCUUUCACCGGCCAACUUCCCCCUGAGUUGGCCAGGUUCCGUAGCAUGGUGUGUCUUGAUCUGUCUAACAACCUUCUUGAAGGCGGCAUCCCUGAUGACCUUCCUGACACAAUGACAGUAUUUAAUGUGUCUUACAAUAAUCUUUCUGGAGUUGUUCCGCAAAGCUUGCAGAGAUUCCCAUCUUCGUCGUUCCAUCCUGGAAAUGGGUUGCUCGUUCUCCCCGAUGAGGCUAGUUCGUCACCAAAAGGUGGCGACAGCCUAAGUGUGAGGGGCCAUGGUUCUCGCAUGAAAUCUGCUAUCAGAGCUGCUCUUAUUGCCGGCCUUGUAGGUGGUGCGUUGGUGAUAGCCAUACUAACUCUGCUAAUUUAUUGGAGAGUUCGUCGGGAAGGAAAUAAGAUGGCCUCAACAGAUACCGGAGGGAAGAAAGUGUUAUCCUCUGCUGCGAUAGAGUCGGGCACUCAACAGCGGGGCGACUUAUCAGCUCUGCAGCAAGGCUUGAAGAAUCUUGACAAUCCAGAAUCAACAAGGAAGAAAACUGAAGUGGUAGCUUCUCCUGCAUCAAUGGCAUCAUCUGGUAACACGUCCCAAUCCGAGCUUCCAAGUGCACUGAAGGUUUGUUCACCGGAGAAACUGGCAGGAGACCUCCAACUUUUCGACAGCUCCUUAAAGUUCAGCCCUGAGGAACUAUCAUCCGCGCCCGCAGAGCCUGUAGGAAUGAGCUGCCACGGAACACUCUACAAGGCCGUGCUUUCCUCAGGCCAUGUGUUGGCAGUGAAACUGCUAAAAGAAGGAAUAGCGAAAGGAAGAAAAGAGUUUGCUCGAGAAGCGAAGAAGCUUGGCAAUAUACGGCAUCCAAAUUUGGUUUCUCUGCAGGGAUUCUACUGGGGUCCCAAGGAGCAUGAGAAGCUGAUCAUAUCCAACUACAUUGAUGCUCCUUGUUUGGCACUCUAUCUUCACGGAACAAAUCCCCAAACGCUCCCUCCUCUGUCUCUAGACGAGAGGCUGAAGAUUGCGCUCAAUGUGGCGUGCUGCCUCACUCACCUCCACACAGAGAGUGCCAUACCUCAUGGCAACCUGAAAUCCACCAACAUCCUGAUCGAACUUCCCAAUAAAAGUGCUCUAUUGACAGACUACAGCCUGCACCGGCUGCUGACAGCAGCGGGCACAGCUGAACAGGUGCUGAACGCGGGCGCUCUAGGCUACCUGCCGCCUGAAUUCACUAGCACGAGCAAACCUUGCCCGUCAAUGAAGAGUGAUGUGUAUGCUUUCGGGGUUAUUCUGCUGGAGCUCUUGACUGGGAGAAGCUCUGCUGACAUUAUUCCUGGCAACCCUGAAGUGGUUGAUCUAGCAGAAUGGGUGAGCUUCAUGGCUGUAGAGAAUCGGGCUGUUGAAUGCUUCGACUCACAGAUUUUGGGUGCGGAGAGUGCAGGGAGUCCACUUCCGAAGAGUCUCGAUGACAUGCUUCAUGUUGCUCUGAAAUGCACCCUUCCUGCUGCUGAACGGCCCGACAUGAAGAUGGUUUUCGAAGAGCUUUCUUCGAUGGCGGUGUCCUAGCCUCUGGGAGAUUAUUUUGGAGUUACGAGUUAGGGAAUUGAGAGUAAUCAUUGUGCAGCUGAAAUCCAUUUUUCAGUUGGCCUGAAGAGCACAUAAUUCAGAUUAGCCUUGAAGAGAGAUCAAUUUAUUCUUGUACAUUGUUUCUUCACCAUUCUUUCAGAGUCCUAAUCACAUUGCAGUUUGCUUAUGCUGUGGGGAGAGAGAGAGACAGAGAGAGGAAUGUAUAUGACGAUGAAGGGUACUUGUGCAGGAUCUAUUUUUUUUAAUUUGUGAAAAUAAGUUUAGCCUGUCUUAGUUAAAUA
This is a messenger RNA of Salvia miltiorrhiza (redroot sage), 4177 nucleotides long. Its product is annotated as probable inactive receptor kinase At5g10020. The transcript has 4 exons. The record is from RefSeq and is a predicted model, not a curated record. Lineage: Eukaryota; Viridiplantae; Streptophyta; Magnoliopsida; Lamiales; Lamiaceae. Bases 930 to 3875 code for a protein of 981 amino acids. Gene Ontology annotation, molecular function: protein kinase activity; ATP binding; protein binding. Gene Ontology annotation, biological process: protein phosphorylation.